Messenger RNA from Chlorocebus sabaeus (green monkey), 717 nucleotides. Lineage: Eukaryota; Metazoa; Chordata; Mammalia; Primates; Cercopithecidae. The record is from RefSeq and is a predicted model, not a curated record.
AGUUAUGAAUCUUUAGACAUUAAACAAAGUAACUGAAAUGUAGGAAGAGGCGAGAAUGACCCCCCGACCGAUCAAAGCCCACUUGUGGCUGCAUCCCGGGCCCAGUGUCUAAGUCCCGCUGCUGUCACUGCCACCACCAUGCCCAAGAAGAAGACCGAAGGGGAUGCUAAAGGAGAUAAAGCCAAGGUGAAGGACACACCACAGAGAAGAUCCACGAGGUUGUCUGCUAAACCUGCUCCUCCAAAGCCAGAACCCAGGCCUAAAAAGGCCCCUGCCAAGAAGGGAGAGAAGGUACCCAAAGGGAAAAAGGGAAAAGCUGAUGCUGGCAAGGAGGGAAAUAAUCCUGCAGAAAACGGAGAUGCCAAAACAGACCAGGUCAGGAAAGCUGAAGGUGCUGGAGAGGCCAAGUGAAGUGUGUGCAUUUUUGAUAACUGUGUACUUCUGGUGACUGUACAGUUUGAAAUACUCUUUUUUAUCAAGUUUUAUAAAAAUGCAGAAUUUUGUUUUACUUUUUUUUUUUUCCAGCUAUGUUGUUAGCAUACAGAACACUUCAUUGUUGUUUUUUGGGGAAGGGGCAUAUGUCACUAAUAGAAUGUCUCCAAAGCUGGAGUGAUGUGGGGAAAACACGUUUCCCUUCUGGUUUUGGGAGACUUCCUCUUGGCUCCCAGCAGGAGGGAUUCCCUGACUUUCAUACACAUGACCACCUUGGCACAAAAG